GAGCACACGUGACUCGGAGUACACAUGACUUCCCGUCGCGGGACACCCCCGGGAGAGCAAGGACGCGAGGGAGCAGAGAUGGUCCGAGCCGCGCUGUCGCCGCCAUUCCUCCUCCUGCUGCUGCUGCUGCUCUCCUGGGCGCCCCGAAGCGAGGCAGCCCCCGACCAGGACGAGAUCCAGUACCUGCCAGGGCUGGCCAAGCAGCCGUCUUUCCGCCAGUACUCUGGCUACCUCAGAGGCUCCUGCUCCAAGCACCUCCACUACUGGUUUGUGGAGUCCCAGAAGGAUCCCAAGAGCAGCCCUGUGGUGCUGUGGCUCAAUGGAGGGCCGGGCUGUAGCUCCCUAGACGGCCUCCUCACCGAGCACGGCCCCUUCCUGAUCCAGCCAGAUGGUGCCACUCUGGAGUACAACCCCUAUUCCUGGAACCUGAUUGCCAAUGUGUUAUACCUCGAGUCCCCAGCUGGGGUGGGCUUUUCCUACUCUGAUGACAAGUCUUAUGCAACCAACGACACCGAGGUGGCCCAGAGCAAUUUUGAAGCCCUUAAAGAUUUCUUCCGCCUCUUCCCGGAAUACAAGGACAACGAGCUUUUCCUGACGGGAGAGAGCUAUGCCGGCAUCUACAUCCCCACCCUGGCAGUGUUGGUCAUGCAGGACCCCAGCAUGAACCUUCAGGGGCUGGCUGUGGGCAAUGGACUCUCCUGCUAUGAGCAGAAUGACAACUCCCUGGUCUAUUUUGCCUACUACCAUGGCCUUCUGGGAAACAGGCUCUGGUCUUCCCUCCAGACCCACUGCUGCUCUCAAAACAAGUGUAACUUCUACGACAACAAAGACCCAGAAUGCGUGACCAACCUUCAGGAAGUGUCCCACAUUGUGGGCAGCUCCGGCCUCAACGUCUACAACCUCUACGCUCCAUGUGCUGGGGGGGUGCCCAGCCAUCUAAGGUACGAGAAGGACACUGUCGUGGUCCAGGAUCUGGGCAACACCUUCACUCGCCUGCCACUCAAGCGGAUGUGGCAUCAGGUACUGCUGCGUUCCGCGGGAAAGGUGCGCCUGGACCCCCCCUGCACCAACACCACAGCCGCCUCCACCUACCUCAACAACCCUCUUGUGCGGAAGGCCCUCCACAUCCCCAAGCAGCUGCCCCGCUGGGACGUGUGCAACUUCCUGGUGAAUAUCCAGUACCGCCGUCUCUACCAAACCAUGUAUUCCCAGUACCUGAAGCUGCUGGCCGCACAGAAAUACCGAAUCCUGCUGUACAACGGAGAUGUGGACAUGGCCUGCAAUUUCAUGGGAGAUGAGUGGUUCGUGGAUUCCCUCAACCAGAAGAUGGAGGUACAGCGCCGGCCCUGGUUGGUGGACUACGGGGACGGUGGAGAGCAGAUCGCUGGCUUCGUGAAGGAGUUCUCCCACAUUGCCUUUCUGACCAUCAAGGGUGCCGGACACAUGGUCCCCACUGACAAGCCCCAGGCUGCCCUCACCAUGUUCUCCCGCUUCCUGACUAAGCAGCCAUACUGAUGACCACGGGAGCAGCCCCCCACUGCCUGAUCCAGCCCUUCCCAGCCUCUCCUGCCAGAAGGGAGAUCCUCCUUUAUGCAAAAUGCCCCUGUGGGGAAGAUCCCUGACUCCAGAACUGCCCCCAGAACUGCCCCCACCCCCCUCCACAGCGCUGUGCAUCCCAGACCUGGCCCCAGCGCCUCACAUAUACAGUCUGGGGGGAGUUUGCACUUUAUAACUCACUGGGGUGAGGCCUGGCCCCCUCCCUGCUUAAAGAAUGCCCUCAAUGCACUGAUCGCAUCCCAGGAACACAACAGAGCUCAGGACAGCCCACGGGGAGGGUGGACGGAUUGUAAUUGAUGGAUUGACUGUGAUUAUGGAAUUAAAUUGGGUACAGCUUAAAA
Molecule: messenger RNA, 1898 nt
Organism: Mesoplodon densirostris (Blainville's beaked whale)
Lineage: Eukaryota; Metazoa; Chordata; Mammalia; Artiodactyla; Ziphiidae
Gene: CTSA
Product: cathepsin A
Exons: 15
Coding region: 25-1515 (496 amino acids)
Biological process (GO): proteolysis
Molecular function (GO): serine-type carboxypeptidase activity
Source: RefSeq, a predicted model, not a curated record